AUGAGUAUGCCUCGGCGCGGUUUCCCCUUCGAGGCCCUCCUUGACCACGACGCCCUUCUUGUUGCAGCCCUGCAGGGCGCCACCUCGCUCAGCCCGCUGGCCACGCUGCAGAGCGCCGUGCCCAUCCGGCCGCUGCAGAACAUCGAGUCCCAGCUGCCGGUGCGGCCCUUCCAGAGCCUGCAGGGCCGGCCCGGCAUCGCCUGGCUGCAGAACUCCCGGCCCGUCAACGCCAUCCAGAGCGCCGCGCUCACCAUCGCCGUGGACGAGAGCGGGCCCCGGGACCAGCUACUGGACGCCCUGGCGGAGAACGCAGCGCCCCCUGCGACGUCGCGGCGCCGCCGCCGCUCCCUGGACUCCGACGUGCUGGCCGACGACAUGCUGAGCGACGCGGCGGAGGAGAUGGCCUCGGCGCCAGCGGAGAAGGUGUCGAGCCGCCAGGAGAAGGCGCUGCAGUACCUCAACAUGGACGGCUACCUGGCCGUGAACCCCAUGGUGCAGCAGGGCGAGUUCUCGCCGCUGGACCUGGACGAGGCCGGGCUGACGCUGGCCGACGAGGAGGGCAACGAGCUGCUGUCGCGCGCCGCGCCGUUCCGGCACCGCAACCAGCCCGACUCGCCCAUCUACUACAUCCGCCUGCCGCCCUCGCCCUACGUCCUGGUGCCCGGCGUCGGCUACGUCAGCUCGCCCAACCGCCGGCCGCUGGGCGGCAUGGCGAGCAUGGCCGCCGCCGCGCCGCCGCCGCCCCCGCAGUCCGCCGGGGGCAGCCCGUUCUACAACCUGCCGCUGGCCUUCAUGAGCAACGGCAAGCCCACCGGGGUGUACCAGCCGUCGUGGGGCCCCAGCGCGCAGCCCAUGGCGCAGCCGCAGCGACCCGUCCGGCCCGCGCGGCCCCCGCAGCAGCAGGCCGCCAUGUUCUCGCUCAACAAGGGCCCCUACGUGUUCAACGGCAGGCCCAGCGACAUCUUCAUCCUCAGGGACUCCUACGACACGCUGUACGGCGACGCGCUCAGCAGCUUCUACCCGUGAGGCGUCUGCCCGAGGCCCGUCGGCCGGACCAUCGGGUUUACGGCGCGGCGCAUUCAGAUCCGGGCGUCGAUAGCGGCGCCCCUCACCGGAAUAAUGUUGUUUCGCCGGUCCUUUCGACGCGGCCGGCUCAAAAUGAAACGAUAACUGUGCCGUGAAUUCCAGAUGCAGAUUAGCGAUGGUUUCAAAUUUUAGAGAUGUUGAUAGGAGGAGAGAGAGAAGCACCUCCGGCUGUAACGUGAUUUUUGUUGUUGUUGUUUUUUUGUCGAGACUGCGGGAGGCCUGACCGGCGACGCGAAGGGCAUCGCGUUGGUCCGCUUCCUCCUUGUUCGCCGGAAUUACAGGGUGGGCUGGCUGCAGCCUGGCUGCCUGCCUGCCUGCCUGGCUGAGGCUUGAGGAGGUCCCGUCGACACUCGACAGGUUAUUUUCAAUUACACUCGCUUGUUGAUGUCGCGUUGCGCUGGCGUUGGCGCGGAAUUAAAUGAAGGCCUGUCCUGUGCCCCCCUCCCCCCUCCUCUGCCGCUGCGCGUGACAAAGCAAUGAGGGCCCAAGGGGCUGGGCUGGCCAGUCGACACCUGUUGUGGACCCGCAGGAGGCCGUGGAGGUGGCCAUGGAGGAGGCCGAGGAGGCUCGGUGCGUCCGCCCUGCAGCAACUGCAGCCGUACUUGUCACAGUGUAGCCGACUCGCAGUAAAUUUCCAUAGGCGCGGCGAGGCCUGCCACCACGUCAAAGUUGAGCACUUAGUGCAAAAGCGUAAAAAAAAAAGUUUUGGAGCAAAGGAAAAUUUGACUUAAUUUCUUAUACGACCGUGUGUUGUUGACAUUUUCAAGAGACUCACAUUCCAUAGUAGCAUGAGACAAAAAAAAAUAUAGCGGUAAAUAUGGGUGGGGUGAAAGAAAAUACAGGUCUUGUGGGCUGCAGACACAAGCGAAAAUAAAAAGACGUCUCACAAAGCAAUGUGCUUCGCUCACUUCGCUUCCUCAAUGCGGGUGUCGCGGAAGAUGGCUCGGAUUAGCGAGGGACGGACUGCAGUGGGGCUUAGCCCAGUCGCUGCAGCGCGUUGUGCGAGUAAGUCGUUUGUUGUGAUGCCCUUCAUUUUUUUUAGGAUUCGUCCUGACGGCUAAUAUCAUUGUUAUUAUUAUGUUUUCGUUCUCGUGAGAAAGAAGCGUGAAUGUGUGUUUGAGUGCAUGAGAGUUGCGUGUGUUGUUAUUUAUUUUAAGAGUGACAUUGUGAACAAAUGAUUUUAUUCAGACUGCAACCUUAACCACUGAUUUGUUUUUCACUCAGCAUGUUGCUGUUAUUUAUUAUUUAAGACGCCUUGUCAAUUCAUAUUUCUCACUAUUUAUUUCUAUUUAUUUAGGAAUUUAAUUGUAUUUCAUGUUUA
This is a messenger RNA of Thrips palmi, 2407 nucleotides long. RefSeq lists its product as uncharacterized. The record is from RefSeq and is a predicted model, not a curated record. Lineage: Eukaryota; Metazoa; Arthropoda; Insecta; Thysanoptera; Thripidae. The transcript is spliced from 4 exons. The coding region runs from base 1 to 1026 and encodes 341 amino acids.